This is a messenger RNA of Aspergillus vadensis CBS 113365, 700 nucleotides long. RefSeq lists its product as uncharacterized. The record is from RefSeq and is a predicted model, not a curated record. The transcript is spliced from 2 exons. Lineage: Eukaryota; Fungi; Ascomycota; Eurotiomycetes; Eurotiales; Aspergillaceae. The coding region runs from base 254 to 640 and encodes 128 amino acids.
GGGAUGAGGGGGGCCAACCGUGAAAUCCACGGAGCAAACAAUGUGAAGGGGAGGGCGGUCCCGACAACACACCCAGAUUAAUCUCCAGGUGCACUUCACUUGAGGGGUAAACUGUAGGCUUAUCUUGACGCAGAAAGGAAGCCUCGCGCCCGCGAGGAAGCUUCGAGCGUGAACUGCACGUCUCGAAGGUGACAACCCCAAUAUCCAGACGCGGUGAGACCAGCGGUUACCAACCAGGGCGGCCAAGUACACAAUGCAGGAGAGAUGCAGGCGAUGGCAGAGGGGAGUACCCGAAGCGUGCUGGGGUUCCGAUGAAAAGGAGGUGGCGGGUGUGCAAACAAUAAACGAGAGUCACGAUGCAAUAGCGGGGAGUAACGAGAAAACAGAGAUGAGGAGGAGGAAGAAGGAUGAAAGACUUGAAGAGGAGGGGAAGAGGAUAAGGAAGAGGGAGAGAGGGUGUGUGAAGAGGGAGGGAGUAAGUAGGAAGUUAGAAGGAGCACCAACAGGAGGCGGCAAAAAGGGAAGGCCGGCCGUUGAGUUGAACAAAAGGCACUCGAGGUUUCACCACCCGCGGCUCCAAGGGGCGCACGGCUCUACUCUCCUCGAGAAUAUUAUUAUUAUCUCUCUCGAGGGAUGGUGAUGGGCUUCCUCUUCAACCCUGUGAAGCAGAUCACUGAAAUAGCCCCGGAAGAUAGAAUGA